This is a messenger RNA of Sardina pilchardus (European sardine), 2936 nucleotides long. RefSeq names its product HECT domain containing 2 (gene hectd2). The transcript is spliced from 21 exons. NCBI's taxonomy places the organism in Eukaryota, Metazoa, Chordata, Actinopteri, Clupeiformes, Clupeidae. Gene Ontology annotation, biological process: protein polyubiquitination; ubiquitin-dependent protein catabolic process. Gene Ontology annotation, molecular function: ubiquitin protein ligase activity. The record is from RefSeq and is a predicted model, not a curated record. The coding region runs from base 334 to 2601 and encodes 755 amino acids.
CGGACAAGUAACUAUUGUAACGCAGCAUCGCGUAGACUACACGAACUUUUUUCUUCUUGUUGAACGACGACGGAUUUCUCCUUUGAGCACACAGCAUCCAUAUCAACUUUCAAGAAGAGCUACUUUGGAAAACUCACCUGCUUAAGCUUCUAUAAAGAACACAUCGUUCUGAAUUUGCGUUUCUUGGACCGUUAUGCAUCACCCAAGCAGUGCCUUGGUGAAGUUCAAGUGAAGUGAGACUAUUUCGUUCUCUGUAUAACGCGUACUCGUAUACUUUUUAGGAAAGAAAAUGCCAAGUGACUGCUUUCGGAAUAAGACAUUUGAAAGGACGAAAUGCAUCUAAACAUGAGUGAGAACAACUCCCCAGUGGACGACAGGGAACGAGACAGGCUUCCGCCUAUUUUUAAUCAUGGUUUGGAGCGUGGAUCCAAGCAGCCGUGUGCCUCCUAUGGAAACUUCUUCUCCUCCAUGAGUCAGAGGAGAGAAACAGCCGGCCACGGACUGUCUCUGCCGAUCAUCCUACCUGCCAUCAGACACGUGAGAGACCUCCCUCCGAUCUGUACGGGCGUGAAACAGAAGCAUCGCAUCUCCCUGGACAUUCUGCCCCCCGAAGUGAAAGCCCGCUUCGCCUGCGACCCCAUCAUCCCCCUGCGCACCAAAACAACCAAAGAGUUUCAGGAAGACAUAGAGAAGGCCAACCUCUCAGGUGACUGGAGGCACAUCCAUGACUUUUACUUGACCACGUUCGACUCCUUUCUGGAACUCAACGCAGCCUUUAAGAAAGAGGCGAACGCUCCAUUUAACACAACUGAAGACUCAGGAAUUAACACCAAAUUUGUCAACGCUGUUUACGACGCCAUACUCCAUACACCUCCAGAAACGCAGAAGGCCGUAUUAAAAGGCAUCAUUAAUAGCUUAUUAAGAGAAUGGAAAGGGCCACGGACAAAAGACGACCUGCGGGCCUAUUUUGUACUUGUUCAGAACCCACAGUAUACCAGCACAGCCACGUACGUCAUCUUUGCACACUUACUGAGAAAGAUCAGCUGCCUGGCAGAAGCCGACCACCAUUUCCUUCUGCACUGGUUCAAGAAGCUCUCUCCGAAGCGCUUCAAGCAGCUGGUGGAGCGGCUGCAGCUCUUCAUCAGCACGCGGCUCUUCCCCGCCCGGCCCGAGGAGCUGCCGCCCAUGACCAAGUGCUCGUGGUGGAUCCCUGCCGCCACCAAGGUCCUCUCCCUGCUCAAUGCAGCCAACAGCAUCGCCACUCCCCCCAUCCUCCCGUUCACGGACUUCUACAACCUCACGCUGGACCACACCGACGUUAUGGAGGACUAUCGCACCUGGCAGACCCACGGCAACUCCAACAGGUUCUCCUUCUGCCAGUUCCCCUUCAUCCUCUCCGCUGUGGUCAAGAAAGGCCUCCUCCAGAGGGACUCCGAGCAACAGAUGAUCAGCAUGGCCAGGCAAACGCUGGUGGAUAAGGUCUCGCGCAGACAGCGUGUGGACAUGAGUCUGCUCUUCCUCAACAUUAAAGUCAGACGCCUGCAGCUGGUCAGCGACUCUCUGGAUGAGCUCGCAAGAAAGCGGGCGGACCUGAAAAAAAAGCUGAAAGUGACGUUUGUUGGCGAGGCGGGCCUGGACAUGGGCGGCCUGACAAAGGAGUGGUUUCUCCUCCUGAUUCGACAGAUUUUUCACACAGACUACGGCAUGUUUAUGUACGUCAAGGAGUCCCAGUAUCACUGGUUCAGCAACUGGAACUGUGACAACUGCUCCGAGUUUCGCCUGGUCGGAUCCCUGAUGGGCCUGGCCUUGUACAACAGCAUCACGCUGGACAUCCGUUUCCCCCCCUGCGUCUACAAGAAGCUGCUGACCCCCCCCACCGUGCCCUGCGACCCCGACGCCCCCGUGGGCAUGGCCUCCCUCACCCUGGACGACCUGCAGCAGAUCAUGCCGGAUCUUGCCCAUGGUCUGGCAGAACUUCUGAGCUACGAGGGCAACGUGGAAGAGGACUUCUACACCACUUUCCAGGUUUUUCAGGAAGAGAUGGGUGUCAUCAAAGCGUAUAAUCUCAAACCUGGCGGCGAUAAGAUUCCAGUGACCAACACGAAUAGAAAAGAGUACGUCCAGCUGUACAUUGACUUCCUGCUGAAUAAGUCCAUUGAGAAGCCCUUCGCCGCCUUCUACCACGGCUUCCACAGCGUGUGCGCCUCCGACGCCAUCAUGCUGCUGCGACCGGAGGAGGUGGAGGUGUUGGUGUGCGGAAGCCCCAAUCUGGACAUGGUGUCGCUGCAGCGGGUGGCCCAGUAUGAGGGCUACAGCAAGACGGACCCCACCAUCCGAGCAUUCUGGGACGUGGUUCUGGCGUUCCCUCUGGAGCUGCAGAAACGCCUCCUCCACUUCUGCACAGGAAGUGACCGCGUGCCCGUGGGAGGCAUGGCCGACCUCAACUUCAAGAUCACCAAGAACGACGUCUCGACCGACUGGCUGCCAGUGUCCCACACGUGUUUCAACCAGAUCUGCCUACCUCCCUACAAAAGCAAGAAAGAACUGAGACAAAAGUUAACCAUUGCCAUCUCCAACGCUGAGGGCUUUGGCCUGGAGUGAAGUUGAAGUUGAUGUUCAUAGAAGGUCAACAUCAGAAGAUCUCCAGCCACUUCUUGUACGUCAAUAAACGCUAAUAGGUGCGACACAUUUAGUCCUCUCUGACAGAAAAUGUGCGGAAUGGCCCGGAGGCUACCGAGAGAAUCCAACAAUCUCCACGUUCACAACUUUCACACUAGAGUUUAUUUAAGGUUUUUGAGGUUUUUUUGUUUUGUUUUGUGUUGUUUUAUUUUUUUUCCAUUUUUUGACCUCUGACCUCUGUAAAGCCCACAUUUCUCUAGGAGGACAGCCACCGGGCACCAUUGUUUCUGUUACGAAGUGAUACCUUGAUUUGCUUA